GAAGGAGCAAAGAUCCAUCUCUUCACGGACGGUUCCAAAAACCCAAAGAAGCCGAGAGACGAUGCCUGGUCCGUUGUGAUCGUAGGUGACGACAACCGCGGUUUCAGCUUCCAGGGGGCCAUCAUGGGGAAGCACAAGAGCGGCACCGACAUCGCCCUCAAGGACAACGUCGAGCACGAGAUCACCUCCACGACUGUCGAGAUCACAGCCAUUAUAUGGGCCUUCGCCUGGGUGGUACACUACAACCCCCAUCACAUCACCACGAUAUCCACGGACUCGCUCGGCGCCCUGCAGCUCGCGACGAGGCUCGCCUUCACCGACCGCGACCCCAAGCUCGUCAGGACACUCUGCAUCCUCUACGACAUGGUCAGCAACAAUAUCGACCUGCAGCACGUCCACGCCCACGACUACAACCCGUGGAACGAGGUUGCCGACGCCGCCGCCAACCACGGACGCCUGCAAGAGGUUACACCUCCUCAGCCAGAGUGGGCAAGCGUCAUGGAUGGCGCAUCCCAGCGGGACUGGGAGUUCCUGAUCGACGCGGAUCCCAACACUAGGGAGGCAUACCCCGCAUUCGGCCACGGCAACCUCACAGCUAACAGGGUCGAGACGUCCGCCGAGGCCCGACACUUUCACAACCCCAACGAGUCCAGCGACAAGAAGAUCAUAGUAGAAAUAAACAUCGCGACCUUCAACAUCCAGUCGGGGAGACACGAUGACGACGCCAGAUGCGCCAACGCCAACUGCUACCACACCAUCUCCAGCAGCCACAAAGGGUUCAAUUACGGCUGCGAGCUGCAUGCCCUCGCGACCGAGAAGGAUAGCUACUGGAAGAAGCUCGCGGAGACCACCGAAAAGCACCAAGUGAACAUCAUCUUCUUCGACGCAAAUGCCAAGACAGGCAACAUCACCAACACGGCCAUCGGCGACAAGGGCUUCAAGCAAAACGAGGACCCAAACGGACACCGUCUACAUGAGCUUCUCCUGAACAACCACCUAGCGGCCGCCAACACCUUCGCCAGCCAUGGACCAGAGCACCACACCUGGCACUCGGGCAAGGACCCUCAUCGCAUCGACUACGUCAUCAUCCCCAAGGGCUACAUCGACUCUAUCGAAGAGUGCGCCGUGCUCUGCGGCAUAGACAGCGACCAAGACCCAGAGACCAAGGACGACCACUACCCAGUCAAGCUGCAGCUGGCCUACCAUAUCGUCUCGUCCGUCACCAAAGGAGUCCCUGAGUUAGACGAGAGCAAGCUAGCCGACGAAGGGUGCCGCAAACAGUCCAGCCAAAAACUCGACGGGGUCAAACACCCGCCCUGGGACACCAACCUCAACGAGCACCUCGCCAUAGUCACCGAGAAGGUCACGGAAGCUGCGCACGAGUGCUUCCGCUCAAACGGCCGCGCUCCACGCGAGCCCUACAUCGCCAGGCGGUCCUUCGCACUCCUGCGAGUUCGCCGCUCGAUACUCAAGACGACGCGGAUCGCCGAGAAAAACGGGAUUGUCAACCACUUCGGUGACAAGAGGCUACGCCACACGGCCAAGAUCAUAGCGAAGGAAGCUCUCCUGCCCGACCCCGCCGACGUUAGUGCCCUGGCCGAUCUCAGCGACUACGCGAAACUGGUGGUGGCCUCUAUCAUAUUCAGCACUUCCAGCCUAGCGACCUCUGUCGUGGAACCCGACGAAGCCAACGCCGUGCACAGCGCCCAGCACUGCUUUGACGCUCUUCUUCAAUUCCUCGGGAAGUCUAAGUCGACCCUACAGAAGUGGAUCACGACAGACCGCGACGACUUCCUCGAGAGGACCGCCGAUGAGAUGGGCACAGCGAUCGACGACCACGCCCCCCGUUUAGAGGCCCUGUACGCGAAGCGACUACCAGCCUUCGGAGGACGAAAGUCCAAGAAGCCGCCGACGCCCAUCAUCCGCACCAACGACGACGGGGAGCCCCUCACGACGAAGAGCGAGAUCGCCGACCACGCCCUGGCCUUCUACGGCAAAGUUGAGCAGGCUAAAGCCACGGAUGCAGACGGGGUAGCAGCCGACUACAAUAAAAGGACCGGCCACGAAGGGCCAGGACCUAAGAUCCAGAACAUACUACCCAAGCACCAGCUGACCAGCCAGCUCGCCGCCGCCAAGCGAGGCCGCCGAGGCGGCCCCGACCAGCUCACCGACGACAUGUCCAGAGCCAGCCCUGAAGGGAUGGCUCGCCUGCUCCACCCUGUCCUAGUCAAGACCCACUUCGAGAGCACCGAGCCGAUCACCGCCAAGGGUGGGGACUCCACGUAUUUCCACAAGGGGCAGGGGGCCAUGGAGCUCCAGGAAUCCUACCGCGGCAUCCUGCUCAACAACACCAUCGGCAAGAUGCACAGCAGCUUCCUCCGCUCCCGCGUGAAAGGCCUGCUGCCUGAACUCCUAGAAGCAACCCAGUGUGGCGCUCGACCAAAGAUGGCCACGGAUUUCAUCACUCACACCAGCCUCGCCUUCGUCAGCGACUGCCAAAGGAGAUCAAGAUCAUGCAGCAUCACCUUCCUGGACCUCAGGGAGGCCUUCCACUCCGUCAUCAGGGAAUUAUGCAUGCAAUUGCCGACCACCGCCGACGAGCUUAACGAGCUCAUCGAACGGAUCGGCAUUCCCGACUUCAUCAGACCAGCGCUAAAGGAACGACUUCAGCAGCCCGCCUACAAAAACCAACACAUCGACGACGGGCACCUCUGCCACAUGAUCGCUGAUCACCACACCUCCAACUGGAUGACAGCCAAGAGCGCAAGGCACUACCAGCUGCCUCGGACCAGCACCCGACCUGGAGUGCCAUGCCCGGACGUCGCCUUCAACAUACACUUCCCCAUCAUGCUGAGGGCAAUCGACCAGGCAGCCCGAGAGGAAGAGGCCCACGGCCAGCAGAUAGGCGGACACGAGAUAGAGGCCUGCAGCAAGCCUCUCUUUUCACCUACCCCUCACGAAAGAAGCGCGCUCAGGAACAUGUCCUUCGUCGACGACCUCACAGACUACACGACCGCUCUGGCAGCUGCCAGGCUCUGCGCAGCAGCGUUCCAGCAUGGCCUGAAGCCACGCCCAGAAAAAACCAAGGCCAUCCUCAUGCACUACGGCGCAGGGGACAAGAAGGAGAAACAGCGGGUCGCCAAGGAGGGCAUCACAUACCUCGAAUUGGACGGACUUUCUAUCAAGGUGCAGCUAGUAACGCAACAGAAAAACCUCGGUACCAUCAUCUCGGCGGGCGGGGUCAUGGGACCAGAAAUCUGCCUAAGGGUAAACCGCGCGCUCGGGGCAGCCCGGCCUCUCGAGAAGCAGAUCCUCCGCCGCAAGAAGCUCUCGAAGAAAGCCAAGGUGAAGUACGUCCACUCGUUUUCGACAUCCUCGCUGACAUACAACCGCCACGUCUGGGGCGACCUGGCCCUGAAAGACCUGAAGCACAUAUCCGCCACGUACAUAGGCCCAUGCCGCGUGGCAGUCGCGCUACCCAAGACCAACUCACCCGACCAGCACAUCUCCGAAGCCGAGGCAAUCGCCAAGACAGGAGUACCCGACCUCAUCACUCACCAGUCGAUAGCGCGGCUACGAUACUUGCCAAGACUCCUGAAUCAUGCCCCAGCGGUCCUACUCCAGCUACUCGACGGCCAGCGCCAACGACAGGGCACAUGGGGCCGCCAGCUUAAGAAAGACUUCGACUUCCUACGAACGCACCUGCCAAAAGAGAGGUGGCCCAGCCAAACCCAACACGACCGCGACAUCACCAACUGGGCCCGACAGAAGCCGAAGCUAUUCACCAACGCAGUCAAGGCAGCUUCGAAGGCCUACAUUCUCCACAUUCGCGACCAAGCUCAGGGCGCUAAGCUCCAGAAGGACAUCCAGAUGACCUCAGCAGCUCACCCAACUGAAGGCCUGGACCUCUGCGACGACAACAACAACCAGAAGUACGUCUGUCACGGCUGUGGCCGAACGAUGGAGCCUCUGACGGAGCAGCAAAUAACAGAGAACCUCGCCGCCAUCGCCGAGGCCACAAACGCCAACAAGAAGCAAGGACGGCACCCAACCUUCAGCGACAAGCCAGCCCACCCGUGCGAUGUUACGCCGCUGCCGCUCCUCGAGACGUCGCCCGUCGCACCUAAAGUAUUCGCCAGACUUGAGCCAUCUCCAACCAGUCCACCCGCGAGCUCGCCUGCAGAACCCGCCGAGCGCCAAGAGAUCGUCGUCGUCACCGACCGCCCUCGACAGGCCGCCGACCUCCAGCAGAUCAUGGCCAGCAACGGGAUCACGAGCACCAGCGGCCUGGACUACGCCCAGAUCGCAACCCGCAGCGAUGGCCAGACCCCAGAACUAACGCCAGAACUUCGGCGAGUACAACGCAGGACCCUCCAUGGCGAGAUAGCGGCCAUCUACGUAGAGUUCCCACGACGAACCUGGUACUUACACGAUGCAAGCGACGUUCUAGGCAGCAGAGCAAGCAAGCGGCGCACCCCAGAGGCACCCUGGGGGGCGCCUCAAGUCUCCGAGACCAUCGCCGACGAUAUUUUCGCCGCCAACAACGUCACGCGAGAGGUCUUGCGCAUGCUCUUCAUGGCGACCACGACCGACAUACCAUGUGUCGCAGCCAUCUCGGCGGAGCCGAUCAUCAGACAGACUCCCGAAUAUCGGUACAUCGCCAACCUGUUGACUAUCCACGAGACCCCGACAAAUCACUACGACCUCGGCGCCAUGCAGAUCCUCGACAACGGCGCCCGCGACGACCUCCGCAACUGUAUGACUACGGCAAACGAAGGGGAGAUUGACUUCGCCAUCGCCGACCUGCUCGACGGCAACAUCGCGGCUAGACGGG
Molecule: messenger RNA, 4834 nt
Organism: Prorocentrum cordatum
Lineage: Eukaryota; Dinophyceae; Prorocentrales; Prorocentraceae
Source: the annotation of a GenBank genome assembly